CACGGGCAGUGAACCAGUCAGCAGCAGGUAAACAAACCCAUCUCCUGCAGGUCCAAACAAAGCGUCGCUCGACUCCGUUACAUUCGUAAUGGCGUGGAAGCUGCGGGGAGAGAAACGAAGACGUCGGCGGUCACCGAAAUAAAGGCUGUGAACAAACGCAGGAGCGACUCGACCAUAAAACAGUGUCAAGUAGAAGCGCAGCGACCGUCGACAUCUGCGCACGAUGCAGUGCAGCACUCUGGGGACAAUGUGUGUUUUCAGCCUCAGCACGAGAAGACCUUGUCCGGUCAGAGAUGUCGGUUGGGCGCUUUAGCUACAGUGUUGUAUAAUUCUUAUUUAUUAUUUGUUUUGUGCCGGAGUCAAAACGGCGUCCCCUGUGGCGAGGUGCAUCAUGGGGCCCGUCAUGCAGGAGCGCACAGCUGCUUCCGCCGCGCUCAAACGCGUAGUCUCUAAAGACAAGAUACGAGUGAAGAACACCGAAAACACCGGACCAGGAACCAGUUCCAAGAAAGGCAACAAGGUGAAGAAAGUGGUGGGGCAAAUGAAGAAUGGACUCCCAGGAGCGGGUCAGGAUAACGACACACCGGCCAAGAAGGCUGCACAGUUAAAAGGAAGCAGGGUCAAAUCUGGCACGACAAGGAAUACGAGCAAACUCUCCAGCCCUGAAGAGGACAGAGAUUCAAGACCACACCUUCGCAAGCACCAAUCCGUGCACAGAAAAGAAGAAAAACGAGAGAACCGGCGAGUGCCACAGUGCAGUAGUGAGCUGCAGCAGAGUCACGGGGCCAUGGGGAAAAACCGGCGAGCCCUCUCCUUGCCUCUUUCCCCAAUCACAGGGUUCCGACAGGUGCCAACACACCCCUUUACACAGUCUCCAGCACCUACUCCAGAGGCACUACAGCAGCACUACACCCAGAAAGAGGAGGACACGGACAGUGCCAGUGAUCUGUCAGACUCUGAGAGACUCCCUGUGCUGCCCUCCCCCUGCACUCCCUGCACGCCUCCUCAUCUCAACCUCAGAGCCGAGGUCAUCAACACCAACGACUUCCCUCCAGACAUCCCGGGACCUCGCGGCACUGCCGGCGAUGAAGAUGAGAUUGAGAAACCCAGCUACGUUUACCCAGACUUUCUGCCUCCUCCGUUUAACAGCUGGAGCCUGAGACAGUUGGCGGUGUUUCUUCACACUGAGGGUCGCGGCGCUCCUCGGCCGAAGCCAGUCGGGCCCCUGGAGAAGUACCUGGAGAGACUCCUGCAGCUGGAGUGGCUCCAGAUCCAAACGGUGCAUGCAGAGAGUAGCCGCCCACCGGGGAGCCGUCCAAGGCCGCAGGGCUUCCCUUCUGCCUCCGCCGCUUCCGCCGCCACCCACCCCCCCAGGCCUCACACAGCACCACCAUCCAGACUCAACUCACCUAAGGGGCUGCGGCAGAGUCAGCGAACUUUCCCCUUUACUCCUGUCAACAACCCUCCAUCACCAGCCUCUGCCCAGCACCAGCUGUCCCGCUUUCCGGUGUGCCCCCACUGUCACAUUCGCUACCCGUUGUGUAACGGGAGCUGCUCCGCUUAUGCAUACCAGUGUCACUCCCGGCUCAGCCCACUGAUUGAACGCAAGGCCAGACCUAGUGCAGGAACCAAGAGAAGCAGUAGUGAGACCCGAGCCGCUUCUUCGGAAGGUCAAACUGCAGGAGGAGGACAAGGUGGAGGUGCUCAGACUCCAGUUAGCCCGUCGGCAGGACGUCAUCUCAGGCACAUGCGGGCUGCGGGCAAUGCCCGUAAGCAAGCACAUGAGUCUGGAAGUGCCCCCAACAGAGGUCAGGUCAGGAAAAGCCGCGUCAGAGCCAACUCCGAGACAGAUGUUAAAAAGGAGCCUGGUGGCGUUAAAGCUGCCAGUGUGGAAAAACAUGUUUUUGCGAAAAGCAAGCGAGAUGUGGUCACCUCAAAGAGAGGAGAAAUGGACUGGCAGAGGACAGAAGCAGGAGGUCAGGUAGCUAAAACUGCCACGAAAAGAGCUGCUAAAGAGCCGAAGCAGUCUGUCUCCAAAGCUCCGCUGAGUACGAAGCAGAACGGAAAAAUGAAAAAUGUGCACUUUGUUGAAAAGUAAGUAACCGGCGAACACUGCAACGUGGCAGCAAAUUUUCAGAGCGGGUUUCAAUUCAUGUCAAAGUACUUUGCUGCGAUGGAUGGAUUCAGUCAAAGAAGCAAACUUUUCACACAAAUAAUCUAUGUGGAUAGUCUGUAAUUGCGUUGAAACUGAAUUUUUGAUGAAUUUGCACCCGCCACCCAAUCAGAAGCCAUCGAUGAAAACAGUAACGCACAAGGUGACAAAAGUAAACGGGUGUGAUGUCAUGAAAUCCUGCCGUAACUGUUCCAGAAACAGAUUCAUGAGUAUAGUUUGCACUUAGUUACAAGGCGAGACUAGUUAGUAGGGAUGUUCCGAUACCAGUCGGAGGAUCGAAUUGGAGCCGAUUCAGGCAUUUUCUGAAGGAUCUGUAUCAGGUUCUUUGCACCCCGUUAAAAUCCAGUCAUUUGUUGGUUUAAACCAGCAAUCACAAAUUGCUUGUUUCCUUUGUCUCUGCUCUGUCACACAGCAGUGACUGACCCGCAUCCAAAUGCAGUCAGGAAUCCCACUGUUUCAAUACGCUUCCAGUGUAAUUUAGCCACAAGUAAUGUUGAGCAGUUGUUUCUCCUCCGAGUGUUUUAGAAGCCACAUUAAACGUGCUUUGAAGAUACCGUGUCCUUGUACGUGUCCGAUAACACAGGCCAAAUUAAUUUCUCCAGAUCCUGAUUUACACAGAACAAAAGUCAAAAAAGCACACCUUUGGCAGCAUCACUGAAGGAAAAAAAAAUGCUGCUACACAAGGUUGAUAUUGUUUUAGCUAAAUCAAAUCUACAGCUCUUCAAGAAUCUGUAAAAUCUGACCUUUUUUGAAUUCCGACAGAGAAAAGCGCGCAAGUUCAGAAAUUUUGACUUUUAAUGAAUGUCAUUUGUGCAACUAUUUACUUGUAUUUUUAUGAUGGCCUUUGGACGCACACUCUUGAAAGACAUCAAAUAAAAAUUAAAUUUAAAAAAGUUACAGGGUUGUUUAAAAAUAUAAAAUUUAAAAUUGCUCUUUUCCCCACAUGAAAAAAGUCUCAAAUUUCGUGCCAUAUUCUCUUUUCUUAGCAGUUUCGUUAACUGAAUUCUAAGAGACAUUGAGUGACUUGUAUUCAUGAUGUAAUUUGUUUAGAGCUGACAGGCUGUAAAAAAUUGUUAGAAUAAUAUGGUAUUUUUGAAUUUAUAUUACAUUAUUAUAUUUUAUUUCUGAUUUACAGAGACAUUAGGUCACAUUUUUUCUGUUUUUUGUUUAAAGAAACUUGAUUAGUUAUUUAUUUGUUGUUAAAAAAAUGUAAUUUCUUUAGAGCUGACAGUUUAAAAAAAAAGAUACGGUUGUUUCUACUUAUGUUAGCCCUUUUUUUGAGUUUAUAUUACACGUUAUAUUUUAGCGACAGUCUACAGUUUUUUUUUAUAGUUUUUUAAAGAGGCUUGAUUAGUUAUUUGUUGUGAUAAUAAUAAAAAUCAUGUAAUUUGGCAGAAAGAUGCAAAUUGUUGUACUAUGAUUUAAUGAAUGCUUAUCAGUCUGUUGUGUGUAUUAAUAUAUGAACAUAUACCAGUAUUCACAUAUUCAUAUAUCAAUAUGCAAUCAGUUAGCACUUAAAAAGUAUAUUAGGCCUGGUAUUUUCAGAUACUAAAUAUUAGUUGACGGGGAAAAUGUUCUGGACAUCCCUACUGGAUUGUUAAAAAACAAAAAACAUAGGUUUAAGUAAUCAACAUGAAUUACCAAGACCCCUUGUAAGCUAGCUAAAACAGCAUGGUUGCUUUAUUAGCUGCCAAAGCAGGCUAGCUUGGCUAGUUGGCGUGUAACAAGCUUGUUUGCAAAUCAAUAACAUCUGUAUACGUGGUAUUAUCAGGGUGUUCCCAGACAUAUUUACCGUCACAGCUGCAGUGAUACGUAUUUACACAUACGGUAUAUAUGACGAUUAACACCACGAUGCAAUAGCCACGGUCAGACUUGCAAGAACUUGCUUCGUCACCAAACCUCCAGCUGCGUCCAUUUCACUUGAGUCGUGUGGCCGAAAUUCACUCUAAUUGUGUGUGAGCGCCGGUAGUGCUUUAUGUAGCGGUUACUUGGUACAGUAGCUUCAAACGAUAACUGCUUGCUGUAUAAUCUGUGCAUUACUAACAUGUAAUAACGCUUGCGUGACAGAAUGAGAUCGCGAGUUACGCCAUUCAAGAGGUCGACAAAGCAGCUAUCAUUUCAAAAAACUUUAAGAUGCUUUUUAAGAAAAUUCCUGACAAUGUGCAUUAUGUAAGAGUCAUUCCAAUCAUUAAUGGUGAUAUACAAAUACAGAACUCUUACCUACACUGAAGUUGUUUCUCCAUAUAUGCGAUUAAUGUUCAGCUAGCCAUCCAAUAUGCAUUGUCAGCUUCCAUCCUGCAGUUAAACACGGAGCAUUAAGACCAUAGUUGGGCUAACUAGUGUAGCUUUUUCUGUUGUUGUUGGAUUGUAGUAUUUGUUCACUGCUCUUAUUUCAAUUGAUGUUGCUUUUCCCCCCAUUGGUGCCUCGUUUUCACACGCGUUCAGUUCUAGCAGAAUAAGGAGUUGCAGUGCUGUAAUUUUGUUCUGACAUUCUUGUAAUUGUUUUCCUUUUUUUUUGGUUCCAAGGGCUUCUCAUGUUUAAAAAAGCUUGAAUUAUAGUCUACAACAUAUUGUAUUUUGCCUCGAGCUGAGCUCUUUUUACUCAUAAAAGAUGGUGUAAUGUUUGCUAUGAAUGUAAAAUGCAUAUUUUUCCAAAUUUUAUAUACCAUAAUUAUAUUUCUGUAAAAUUGUAGUGGAACUUGUAUUCAUCGUUGUUAUGUUUACACCAUCAUGCACAAAAAGAAAUGGAAAAAAUAAUGAAUGUAAUUUUUUUGUUGGAGCACCGUCAUGUUUCACAACAUACUUGGAGUGUUUAAAAUAGCGUUUACGUUGCAGUACUCUAUCGAUUUUUUUUGUGAUUUGCCAUGUUGACUUUGAUUUAUGGGAACUUCAUCUGUGUAAAAUUGUGAUUAUGUAUCCAGACUGCACAUCUUUCCUGAAUAAUCAUGUGAUGUGUCAAAGCCAUAGAUAAAGGAACACGCGUGCUGGUGAGAACAUACAUGUGUACAUUUUAUUGACCCGCACGCAGAGCAGUUGUGCUAUUUUCUCAGUGUUGAAUGCAGGUAUUUGUAAGGCAUAGAAAUAAAUGUUUUGCACUCA
Thalassophryne amazonica is the source of this 5272-nucleotide messenger RNA. RefSeq names its product family with sequence similarity 217 member B (gene fam217b). Lineage: Eukaryota; Metazoa; Chordata; Actinopteri; Batrachoidiformes; Batrachoididae. Bases 392 to 2098 code for a protein of 568 amino acids. The transcript has 4 exons. The record is from RefSeq and is a predicted model, not a curated record.